ACAAAUUUUAAACUUUGUAUUUCGAUAAUUCACAUUAUAUUAAUGUGGUUCUGCAGUAGUGUUGGGUAUGUGCGCGCGCGUGAUAUAAUGAUGCUGACAGGCUACACUAUCUCCAUUUCAACACGUUUCACCUUCUACAAUAACCUUAAAGACAAAGUUUAUUCUCGUGAAAUGUAUAAAAAAAUAAUAUCGUACUUGUAUAUUUAUAAACUGUAUUACAUUAAUAUAAUAUGGAAAUAAAAGUUGUGGUAAUUAUGUACGAAAAUGAACGAUGUAUAUAAACACAUAAACCUUAAACACAUUUGUAAACAUAAAAAUUUUAAGCUUGAUAUAAAAUUCAAUAUCAAAUUAUAUUGCACUUGAUUAUAACUUAAUCACGGUGAUUCGAAAUUAUUAAAAAUUAUAAAAUGAAUGUACGAGAACCAAAGAAAAAACGGCGUGUCAAACUGAAAGAACAACCGCCUUUUCCAAUUAUAAUAGGUAAUAAAGAUGCAUGGACAACUUAUACUGCUCAGCUUACAGAAUUAGGAUCAUGUAUAAUCGACCCUAAUGAAAUUGUCGCAAUACAUUCCAUGGGUUUCUUUGGUAAAGGUUCACUGUCUCGUGGUUUUCCUUCAUUUGGAAAACCAAGGUAUGGAGCACCUCCUGUUGUAAGAAAUAGACAAUGGGUUCGGAGGGAAGAAUGGUUAAAACAAUUUAAUGAAUUAAGUAUGGUACCUAACAAUAGUAAACAGACAAACUUAGAAGAAUAUGAAUUUAUUCAUUUGGAAAAUGAGGAUAAACACAAUGAUAAAUCUUUAAAUAUUUCAAGAAAAGAAAAUACACCAGAUAUAAUUGAAUUAGAUACAAAUGAUUCUCCUGAAAAAAAUGAAGAAACUAGUAAAGAAAUUGAUAAAAAGGCAGAAACAAGUCAUACAGAGCUUGAUUCCGUAAAAGAUGAUUCAUUGAAUAUUAUAAGUGAAAAUAUAACUGAAGAAUGUAUUGAUAACAAUGAUGAAUGCAUAGAAGAUGAAGGGAAAGAAGGACCUUUUUGUUUUGAAGAUUUUAAUUUUAAAAAGGAUGAUAUGUAUUUUAUUAAUGAUGAUGUAAACAUUCAAAAUGAACUACUUGUUCUCCCAGAUAGUGAUUCAGAGACAGAAAAUUAUUUAAAAGAAAUAGAACCUAAGAUUAAACAAGAAAGUUUUCCAGUGCAAGAAACUUUGCAUCUCACAUUUGAAGAAACGUUUUUUCUCUUGUAUGGCUUAGGCUGUUUAAAUUUAAUAGACUUUGAUGGUAAUUUAUUAGAUGUUGAUAGUGCUUGGCAUUUUUUUUGUAAAGCAGACAAAAAUUUUGUGCCAAAAUAUGUUGUAUAUCAUUAUUUUCGAAGUAAAGGGUGGGUAGUGAAACCAGGACUCAAAUAUGGUGGAGACUUUUUGUUGUAUAAACAAGGACCACCAUUUUACCAUGCAUCCUACAUUGUGUUAGUGGAUGUUAUAGAUGGUGAUACAUUACUUAGAAAUGAAAAUAAGAUUAUGCAUAAAUUAACGUGGAGUAAUCUAUUAGGAUUAGAAAGAUUAUCAGAGACUGCUGCCAAGGAAAUACUAUUUGCACAAGUUUUAUGGCCAUCUUCAGCUAUAGAAACAUCUAACUCAUUUAAUGUGGAUAUAUUGUCAGAAUUUUCUGUAAGAGAAGUACUAUGGAGGAGAUUGAAUCCCAAACAUAAUAGAGAUGCAGAAGAAGAAGAUGAUGAUUCAUAUUAAUUUUGUGCUAAGUAAUUUAUUACAUUUACAAAUAAGUAUCUGUACAUU
Molecule: messenger RNA, 1787 nt
Organism: Megachile rotundata (alfalfa leafcutting bee)
Lineage: Eukaryota; Metazoa; Arthropoda; Insecta; Hymenoptera; Megachilidae
Gene: Tsen2
Product: tRNA splicing endonuclease subunit 2
Biological process (GO): tRNA-type intron splice site recognition and cleavage; tRNA splicing, via endonucleolytic cleavage and ligation
Cellular component (GO): cytoplasm; tRNA-intron endonuclease complex
Molecular function (GO): tRNA-intron lyase activity; nucleic acid binding
Source: RefSeq, a predicted model, not a curated record